UUUUUUUCUAUUGUUUUAAAUCGAAUCCAUGGUUUUCGCACACGUGUUUGUUGCACGCGAUGUAGUUUAGGCGUAAAUAUAGAUAAAAACAAAGAUUUGAACAAGUAAUUCACCCGAGAAUGAAGACGCAAAAAGCGACCGAAAAUUUUGUUGAGAUUUGGAGAAGCCAGCCCAGUUUGUGGGAUGUUAAAUCCCCUUUCUAUAAGGACAGAAACGAGAAGGCAAAAAGUUAUGAGAUAUUCAAAGGUAGACUAGGAAUGGAAGAGAAAGUAGUGAGGAGUAAAAUAAAUACACUGCGAAGUUAUUUCAGCGCAGAAUUGAAGAAAGUAAACAACAGCAACAAAAGUGGAGCAGGACGAGAUGAUGUUUACGAAAGUAAAUGGCCAUACUUUCAGUCCUUGCUAUUCCUACGUGACUCCAUCGUCCCAAGAAAAACAACUUCUUCGCUGGAAUUUGACUACAAUGAAAAUACAGCUGACAAGGAGAGUGGGUCACUUCAAAAUUCACCAAUAACCCUCCAAGAAUGGGUCAUGGAGGAUGAAAUUGACGUGUGUACAACCGAUGUGACAUCAACGAAGAAGCCUCUCCCCAAAAAACGAAAAGUUUCCCCGAAAUCUUCAGAAGAUCACAUGUUGAAGCACGCGAUAUCAGUUCUGGAAGAAAAACGCGGGAAAACACUGAGUGCAGAUGAACUCUACGGUCGCACUCUUGGAGAGAGUCUAAAAGCCAUUCCAGACAGAAUGCAAAAAGAAUACCUUAAAGUGAAAAUACAGGAGCUCCUUUUUCAAGCUCAGAUGGGAUUACUCGCCGUACCCUCUUUCAGAACACCGACCGUUCAAUCUCCGAUCCCAAGGAACUCUUCAACACAUGCCACACAAAGUUACCCACCCUUUGUGUCUCCGCCGUUAUCGCCUGUUUUACAGAAUAUGUACCGACACCCAGUGAAAAUAUAUCAAAACACUUUUCAGAGUCGAGAAAGUUUGUCAGAUCUUAAUCCAGAAAGUGAGGGCUUACAAAGUGCAGGGUAUUAAUGUGUGACUGCUUGUUUAGUACGUUAUUUAAAUUACUGAACGAAAUAUAUAUUUACCUUGAAGUAUUUUUCUUUUAAUCGCAUGUAAAUAGCUUUGCAAACUUCAGGGAUGAACUGUGACAAUGUACUUUUGUGAACGCGAAAUAAAUACUGUAAUUCGGCGUAAUUUAUCCCACAUGAUAAAAACUUCAAAGUUGCGGCUACUUUGACUUUAGCAGGAAUUGGGUCUCGCAAAUGCGUUGUUUUUUUCUCAAUGUCAACUUCUAUGAGAUUUAGGAGCUCAUCAAAAAUAUUCGGCGGCAUUCUUAAAAAUCGCGUAUACUCUGCAAUUUCCUCUACACGCAGUUCAUACAUGAGAGUAUUGUAGAUGCCAAGUUCAUUUCGCCUAUUUAACCACGGCUUCACCCAUACAUUUCUUUGCUUUCUUUUCCUACGUUUGUCUCUCUUUUUUGAUAAAAUAUACACAACAACAGCAGCUGCUAUUUCUUCUUCAGAGUCCAUGUUGCAAAGAAAACAUGCUCAAGUUUCAUGUUUUUAAUGAUAGUGUAUUCGCGCCAAAAUUUGUCAUUUUUAAUGUCAUUGGAAUGUAUCAUUGGAAAAUGAUCAUUGAAAAAUGAUAGUGUAUUUCAGCCUUUAUGGAUUAUUGACAGAAAAAUUAUGUAUUUUUUAUGUAACGACAGAGAGUAUUAUGAAGGUAUUAUGCAGUAUUAUGCGAUAUUACGUUGCUAUGGCCAUCAACAGAAAAAUUAUGUAUCUUUUAUGGAUUAUGAAGGUAUUAUGCAGUAUUAUGCAGUAUUAUGCGAUAUUACGUUGGCUAUGGAUUAUUGACAGAAAAAGUAUUUAUUUUUUAUGGAGCGAUAGAGAGUAUUAUGAAGGCAUUAUGCAGUAUUAUGCGAUAUUGCGUUGGUAUGGCCAUCGACGGAAAAUUUAUGUAUUUUUUAUGAAUUAUGAAGGUAUUAUGCAGUAUUAUGCAGUAUUAUGCGAUAUUACGUUGGUUAUGGAUUAUUGACAGAAAAAAUAUGUAUUUGUUAUGGAGCGAUAGAGAGUAUUAUGAAGGCAUUAUGCAGUAUUAUGCGAUAUUACGUUGGUAAGCCAUCGACAGAAAAAUUAUGUAACUUUUAUGAAUUAUGAAGGUAUUAUGCAGUAUUAUGCGAUAUUACGUUGGUAUGGCCAUCGACAGAAAAUUUAUGUACGCAGCGACAGAGAGUAUUAUGAAGGUAUUAUGCAGUAUUAUGCGAUAUUACGUUGGUAUGGCCAUCAACAGAAAAAAUAUGUAUUUGUUAUAUAGAGAGGAUGUCGGAUAAUGCGGUUUCAUUUGUCGGGUCCAUUUGGUUGGAGAAGUAUGACUGAACGUCUGUCGGUUUUUUAUGUCGAUAAAGUAUGAAGGUUGUUAGUUAUGUUGUACGUCGUGUGUCGGGACCACUUAGCCCGGUGCUAAAUGAAGUCGUUGCCAUUAAUACCGAUCAUUAUAAAAAACUAGUCGAUAAGGCCCGUGGACAACCUCGUUCCCAGGGCAUUUUGUAUCUUUUCUGACCCUGGGACGGCGAUACGAAGAUGUUCGUAUCGCCGGCUCAAACGUUGAAGCAAGAAUAUCAAAAAAAUUUGAUAUUCUUGCUUCAUUGCUGCAUC
Molecule: messenger RNA, 2659 nt
Organism: Hydractinia symbiolongicarpus
Lineage: Eukaryota; Metazoa; Cnidaria; Hydrozoa; Anthoathecata; Hydractiniidae
Exons: 3
Coding region: 120-1031 (303 amino acids)
Source: RefSeq, a predicted model, not a curated record